GAAAUCAGGCCUCAGACAACUUCAUCGACCUCGAUCACGCCCCAGGUGCUGUCUUUAUUAUCUCGUUCAGCUUAUAGAUCGAUCGAUUGUCGCCGUCAUAAUGUCUGUGACUUGCCGUUUUUACGAGAACAGGUUCCCGGAGGUGGACGAACUUGUCGUUGUCAAUGUCAGACAAAUCGCUGAGAUGGGAGCUUACGUCAAGCUUUUGGAGUACGACAACAUUGAGGGAAUGAUUCUGCUGUCCGAGUUGUCUCGCCGUCGUAUCCGUUCCAUUCAGAAGCUUAUCCGAGUUGGACGGAAUGAGGUUGUCGUUGUGCUCAGGGUAGACAAGGAGAAGGGUUACAUUGACUUGUCCAAGCGCCGAGUUAGCCCAGAGGAUAUCCUCAAGUGUGAGGAGCGAUUCAACAAGUCAAAGGCUGUUCACUCCAUCUUGAGACACGUCGCCGAGAAGCACGAGGUUUCUUUGACUGAGCUGUACGAGACCGUCGGCUGGCCUCUGUACAAGAAGUACGGACACGCAUACGACGCUUUCAAGUUGGCCAUUUCCAACUCUGAGCAAGUGUUUGAGGGUCUGACAGCAUCAAAGCCCGAGAUUAUUCCCGACCUCCUCACCCAGAUCGCCCGCCGCCUUACUCCUCAAGCCAUCAAAAUCCGUGCCGAUAUCGAGGUUACGUGUUUCGGUUACGAGGGUGUCGACGCCGUCAAGGCCGCACUCAAAGCCGGCGAGAACAAGGACAACGUGGACGCGCCUGUCAAGGUCAAGCUUGUCGCUCCCCCCUUAUACGUCGUUCUCACCAACGCACUGGACAAGAACACUGGUAUUCAAGCUUUGGAGGCAUCUAUUGAGACUAUUAAGAAGAGUAUCGAGGCGGCUGGUGGAAAUUUGGUUGUGAAGAUGAAGCCUCGGGCUAUCAGUGAGACUGAUGAGCUCGAGCUUGCCGAGCUUAUGGCACGUAAACUCCAGGAGAACGCGGAGAUUUCUGGUGAUGAGGAUGAGGGAAGCGAUGUUGGCGAUGCCGAGUAGAGACUUUACGCGGAUCAAAAGCAAAAGAAAAGAAGGAGAAUAUCCAUCAAGAUAUCAAUAAAUCAGGUUUACCAUAUUUAAGGUUAUCUCGGGC
Saitoella complicata NRRL Y-17804 is the source of this 1118-nucleotide messenger RNA. RefSeq names its product eukaryotic translation initiation factor 2 subunit alpha. Gene Ontology annotation, cellular component: eukaryotic 48S preinitiation complex; multi-eIF complex; eukaryotic translation initiation factor 2B complex. The coding region runs from base 101 to 1024 and encodes 307 amino acids. The record is from RefSeq and is a predicted model, not a curated record. Gene Ontology annotation, molecular function: translation initiation factor activity; ribosome binding; RNA binding. The transcript has 3 exons. Lineage: Eukaryota; Fungi; Ascomycota; Saitoellomycetes; Saitoellales; Saitoellaceae.